AUUUUUCUUGUUCAGUGUAAAACCCUAACAAAAUCUCAAUCACCAAAACGAUGAAGCGAGUUUGGAGAUUCACUUCAGACGCAGUAGCGCAAGCCGAACACUUCUGCUUCCACUCCCAUGGCACCCCUAACCCUAAACCUAAUAUUCCGUCCUUUACUACCACCACUGCUGCAUUCACAUCGCCUGGCCUCACGCGCCGCCACUGCACCUCCGCUACCCCUCCUCCUCCUCACCCGCUCCAAGAUAUUACUCCCCUCUUCAUCGAGAAACGCAGGCUUCCGUUCGGAGAGGAUCUCAUCAAUAAAGCAUCGGUUUUGAAGAACCAACUGGUUCUCGAAGCCUCGGAUUCCAAUCGGGUAAUUGAGAUCCUCGAUGAGAACUCUGCAUCACUGAUUGAAAGUCAUGUAGGUGGAUCUGUGCUGCUCGAGCUCUUGAAUCAGUUGGAUUCGUGGCCUUCCUUGGCCCUUCAGGUGUUUGAUUGGAGGAGGGAGAAGAAGAAUUCUGGUGUUGACUCCCCAAUGAGUGUAUAUGAGUAUUCUAAGGGCAUAAAAGCUGCAGGUAGAUGUAAAGAUGUUCAUCAUGCCGUUGAGAUCUUUCGAGACGCUGCGAAGAAGGGCAUGAGAACGACCAGCACUUACAAUGCAUUGAUGAGUGCUUUUAUGUUCAAUGGUCUUGCAAAGAAUUGUCACGAGUUGUUCUGUGAUAUGAAGAAGCAUGCAGCUUGUCCUCCUUCAAUUGCCACAUACAAUAUUCUCAUAUCACUUUACUCCCGCUUGGUGCUGGUGGAUUACAUGGAAGAAACAUACCAGGCGAUAAAAGAGUCGGACCUCCAACUCAGUGAGAAUACUUAUAAUUAUUUGAUUGCUGGAUAUAUCUCGGCUUCGAUGUGGCAUGACAUGGAGAGAGUUUUUCAAAUGAUGAAGGGAGGCCCUGUCAAGCCUAACUUGAAAACCCACCUGCUAAUGCUUCGAGGCUAUGGACAAUCAGGUAAUCUGGAGAAGAUGGAAGAGAUGUAUUCUCUAGUAAGGGAUCAUGUAAACAAAAAAGAAAUUCCAUUGAUCAGGGCCAUGAUAUGUGCGUAUUGUAAAAGUUCAGAUUCGGAUAGAGUGAAGAAGGUAGAGGGAUUGCUGAAGCUUAUUCCACAAGAACAUUACAGACCAUGGUUGGACGCCUUGUUGAUUAAGCUCUAUUCCCAGGAGGACUGGUUAGAGGAAAUGGAGAUUACAAUUAAUGAGGCUUUUGAGCGCAGAACCCGGAUAGCCUCAGCAAGUACUAUGAGAUGCAUUACUGCAACUUAUUAUCGGUGUAAUGCAAUAGAAAGGCUAGAAGCUUUUGUGAAACGUGCUGAAUGUGCUGGGUGGAGAAUCUGUCGGUCCUUGUAUCAUUGUAAGCUUGUCUUAUAUGGAUCACAUAAUCGUAUUGAUGAGAUGCGUUAUGUCUUUGAUGAAAUGGAAGGUGUUAAAAUUAAUUGCACAAAAAAAACAUUGUGGAUAAUGUACAAAGCUUACCUGAACCAUGGUCAGAGAUCCAUGGUUCUGAAAAUACUGGGACAAAUGUUCAAGCAUGGUUAUGAAGUCCCCUUGCAUGCAUUUCCAUCAUAAAUUAUAUUGUCAUUCAUAUCACCUGUUUCAGUUAUUGUAAGCAUGUUGGUUCAGCAGAUUAUUGCAAAAUUUGUUCCUUACUCUUGCCCGAAGCUGAACUUGUCUAGAAUUCUAACGAAGGAACUUGCAGUUAAUUGCAUAUGUUCUAUGUUGAAAAUCAUUCAAGUUUUAUACCAGUGGUUGCACAUGGCAGCAUGCACUAAUAUUAGAAAAAUAAAAUUAGUGCAACAACUGACAUCUUCAGCAGCUUGUCAUUUAAAUAAUUUGUAGGUAUGCAUCUUUUCUUGAGGCUUCUUUUAAGAUAUUCUUGUUCUGGUGUAUUACUUAUUUUGCUGUCAUGCCAUUAAUAAUGUUAAUCGAUACAUGCUUGGGUUUUGAUUAUGAACAUUUUACCACUCCUCUAUUGUUAACAAUAAUAAUUCUGAAAUUUUCUGAUGGUGGUAUUUGUUUGAGUGGUGCCUCUGGAACUGGUUCUGCACAAGGAUACUUUGUUUAAGAUGCAUGAUUUGAAGUUAUGCUUUGUUAUGCAAGUCUGGAUAGUGUGACAAUAUAUAGCCUUUAUAAUAUAACAUAGCAGGAUACUCCUUUUUAAUCCAACCAUUUAGGUAAUAUACAAAAUGAUUGCUUACAUUUUCUGCUUUACGACAGUAGUUAUUGCAGAUGGUGUUGUACAUGUGCAGUCUUUGGGAGAUGAAGGGUCCCCAACACAUUGAGUGCUGCUGUGUUUGCAAAGUUUGAAUAGCACUUUCUUGAUACUUAUACACAGAAGAGAGCAACUCUUGAUCUUUAUGCUGAUUCUAUUUACCACUUAUGAAACCAUGUUGGAAGUUUGGAAGAGCAAGAAGUUGAUAUGGCAACAACAUUUAUUUAUUUAAUACAUAUUCAUGAAAUUGGAGCUUGCAUUAGCAUGCACCAAACAAUCAAUUCUUUGAAUGGCUAUCCCCUUCAAAGCCGUUUGUUUCGAAGCUAAAAUUUGCAAAUUUUUGUCAGCUAAAUUUUGUUGUAGAUGUCCUGAAUUCAUUGGCAGAUUAUGCUUGUAAUAAAUGGUUAGGGUGAAAAAUUUUAAUCCAGACGGUUGAUAUUAUUCUUUUGUAUAAGAGAGAAUUGCAUAUACUUCUUUUUCACUCCUCGCAGUACUAUGUUUCUUAGUCUCCAAUCAU
Molecule: messenger RNA, 2761 nt
Organism: Arachis stenosperma
Lineage: Eukaryota; Viridiplantae; Streptophyta; Magnoliopsida; Fabales; Fabaceae
Product: pentatricopeptide repeat-containing protein At2g30780-like
Exons: 2
Coding region: 51-1601 (516 amino acids)
Molecular function (GO): protein binding; mRNA binding
Source: RefSeq, a predicted model, not a curated record